Molecule: messenger RNA, 375 nt
Organism: Haemonchus placei
Lineage: Eukaryota; Metazoa; Nematoda; Chromadorea; Rhabditida; Trichostrongylidae
Source: the annotation of a GenBank genome assembly
AUGCAGAAAAUGUAUUCUGAGAUGUGUAAAAAGUUCACCAUCCAGAAUAACGUAAAUAUUCCACAACUGAUGGUUGAUUUGGAAAAGAUGCUGAAAAUCUGUCACAAUGCCGAAGUAAAAACCUACAGUCAUCUCAUGAAGCUACCCAAGAAAAAGAAGCGUAUACCAAAGUUCUAUAGACUCCCGUAUCGAAAAAAGACUGAUAACGGCUGGAAGCAUAUAGAAAAUUGUCGGGUCUCGAUCCGAAGUGAUUCUUUUGCAUUGAACCUUAUUUUUUCAGAUCUACUGCGCAAAGAUGUUUACGGAAGGGAAUCCAUUGAAAGGAUACAUAAUCAUGAAGUAUCUAGAAGACCUAAAAGUUGUGCCGGCAUAUGA